Messenger RNA from Menidia menidia (Atlantic silverside), 3852 nucleotides. The record is from the annotation of a GenBank genome assembly. Lineage: Eukaryota; Metazoa; Chordata; Actinopteri; Atheriniformes; Atherinopsidae.
GCGGAAGUAGGUGCAAAUGCGUGAUGUGUCAAAAUUUUGACAAAUUUUUUUUUGACACUUUGGGAUAAUUGUUGCGCCCUUUCACCAUCAAUUUCUAAAACCAGACACCUUUGCGAUGGGGUUAAAUUGAAUGGUUUGCAUGUUAAAACUGUAGAAAGGAGAAGUUCCACCUAACUCUGAUAGCGGCUGUUUGAGUCGUGAACGUCAGAUGCCGCUGUAGAGGGUAAUGUGUUAGCUAGCCGUGCUAGCUCGUAGCUAAUUUCGUUUCCAGAAUUCCCCGAGAGCAAGACAUGCAUUCAGCGAGGCAGUGACAUUGCAGGCUGGCGGUGAGAACUCACAGGCCCAACCCACACACCUGCCAACCAGCCCGCGUGGCCUCUGCUUACCUGCCUCGCAGGUAGGUUGUCAGCGAGCGGAGGGUGGGCGGGGUCACGCGCGAGGACAGGAGGAAUGCCUGUGGAGGGCGGGAGCAGCGGCGGCCCCGCUUCGGCCGCGCGCCACCCCAAGCAGAAGCGCAAGGCUCACAGUUUGUCCAUCCGGCGCACAAACAGCACCGAGGAGCGGCCACCGGGCAUCCUGAGAGGAGACAUGCUGGAGGGACAGGACUCCAAGCUGCCCAUUGCAUUGCGGACCAAUCUCCUGGACCUGUUCGGCCAGAUCGAGCGGGAGUUUGAAAAUCUCUACAUUGAAAACCUUGAGUUGCGCCGGGAGAUCGAUUCUCUGAACGAGCGUCUAACCGGUGAUGGACAGGUGGUCGAAGGAGGAGAUCCCACCAAGGGAGCCCUGAAAGCAAAAGCCAGCCACAGCACCAGCCAGCUGUCACAGAAGCUGAAGACCACCUACAAAGCCUCAACCAGCAAGCGCUCGCACACUUUCCAGGACAAAUUAGGUGGAGCUCGCAACUUCGGCGUGGCCACGUGGGAGUUGUGGGGCGGAGAUUCAUGGAUCGUGUCCAGCUUCAAAGCCACCGCCGGCUCCCGGGCUCUGUGUCAGCUCCUCCGGGAGUAUGUGGGCCACCGGGACGGGAUCUGGGACCUCAGCGUCACGCGGACGCAGCCGGUGGUGCUCGGCACCGCCUCUGCCGUCAACUCCAUCAAAUUCCACCCCACGGAGCAGAUGGCCCUCACAGCCUCUGGGGACCAGACGGCUCACAUCUGGCGCUACAUGGUGCAGCUUCCUGCUCCUAUGCCGCCACCAGAUGUCAGUGUGAGUAGCAUCUUCCCCGGGCUUUCUGUCACCGGCAAAGCAAAUCCUCCCGUUCCACCGAACCAAAAUGAGACGUUGUGCAUUCCACAGGCUCUGUGUGACGACGACCAGGACUCGUCGGACAGGGAGGAGGGCGAGGUGGACGCCGACGGCCCCUGCGAGGUGCCCACAGUCAGGGUUGCCACAGCAACCCUGAAGAGCCACCAGGGGGUAGUGAUUGCAGCCGACUGGUUGGUGGGAGGCCGACAGGUGGUGACGGCUUCCUGGGACCGUGCUGCCAACCUGUAUGAGGUGGAGACCACGGUCACCUCUGCGGUCUUCACGGUGGGCGACAACGUGGUCUCCGGGAGCGACGACCGCACCGUCAAAGUGUGGGACCUGAGGAACAUGAGGUCGCCCAUAGCAACCAUCCGCACCGACUCCGCCGUGAACAGGAUAAGCGUCUCGGCCAACCAGAGGAUCAUCGCUCUGCCCCACGACAACCGCCAGGUCCGGCUGUUCGACAUGAGCGGCGUGCGUCUGGCCAGGCUUCCGCGCAGCAACAGAAUGGUAGCUAACGCAGAACCGGGUCCAGCUUCCGGGAAAAGCGGCGGAAUUAAGCGUGGUCACCGGCGGAUGGUGUGCUGCACGGCGUGGAACGAGGAGAACCAGACCUGCAACCUGUUCACCUGCGGCUUCGACCGGCAGGCCAUCGGCUGGAACAUCAACAUCCCCGCGCUGCUGCAAGAGAAGUGACCCCCCCCCACCCCACCCCCUGAGUCCACACACCCACACCCACUCCCCCUCACCCCACUCACACACACGGCACCAGUUACUGCGGAGCGGCCGCCCCCUACGCGGCCAAUCCAGAACCGUAGUCCUUUAGUUUGUUAGAGAACAAUUCAAAGUACCGAAAGGGGUUUGUGGAACAUGUAUAUACACAGAAACAAAAUCCGAUGUCGUGGCCUGAUUAAGUGACCUGUAUCUAGCAGUCCAGUGUCUUAGCCACCGUUUGAGGGGUGGAGCUUGGAAAAGAACAUGGCUGAGUGAGUUUUUUUUUUUUGUGUGUGUGUGUGUUUUUUUGUUGUUGUUAUAUUUUGAAUAUUUCCUAUCAAGGAAAGAAACAUAUCACGUUCACGCCUGCCUCGUUACACGUUACGUGCGGUUUAUUAGCUGUUUUAAGACGCCGAAAGCCGAGGUUCUCUCACAGGCGGCCUGCUUUUCUUCACCUGGUCCUUCUGUUACUUUGCCUCGCCACGCCUCUGCGGGAGGCAAACGUCUCUCUCUUUUUUUUUCAUCGUCGGGGAGCGACUGCACUUAAAAAAGUGGGUGUAUCCUUCACAUUUGUGCGUUUCCGUGUCUUCGGCCUAGUCAGAGUACAGUGUUUCCGGUGUGUUGCUGGUUUUUAAGGUGCCCCCCCAGUGCGUCGGUCGCUUAUAGAACCACCCCCUCCGUCGUGCUUCGUGAAUCCAAAGUGAACCUGUUGCUCGCUGUCCAUGUCUGUGCUGGAGGGCCUGGCGGUUCGGUUUUUACCGCGCACUGAACCCGUAGCCUCGUACAAUGUCGUGCGCCUUUUCUCGUGGGUUAUUUUUGGCGCUCUCCCGCCUUUAGGAGGGGCUCAGUAUCCCAAAACCAAACAAAACACAACAAAAAACAAAGCAAUAUCUAAGCUCCUUCCUGUUACUGGUGCUCAGAGUUAUGCUUUCUUUUUUUUUCCCCUUUAGAUUUUCCUUUCCCGUAUCUUCUUUUUUUUUUUCUUUAAAAAAAAUCAAUUAUAACUUGAAAAAACACUGAAUCUGUGUCAAAACUCACCUUGAAUCGGGCGUGACGGGAUUCAAGGAGACGCUGUUUGUUACACUCGUGCAAUAUCCUAGAAAUGAAGUCAUGCUGUAGUUUCUGAUCCUCUGAUGUUUAACUUAUUCUCAGUACUGCAAAUCCCGUGGGAAAAAAAAAUGUAAAAAAUCUAAUUUCGUGCACUUGUGUGACUGGUCUAGAUGUACUGUAGCUCAGUGUGCAUAACUUAACUUCAGAUGUCGGCUUCAGACCGCACACUCACUGCUGUUCCCGCAGAUAAUAGAAGCAGGGCGCGUUUUGAAGUAGCAUGAAUCUAAAAAAAAAAAAAUGCGAUAAAGAUAUUGAAAUGCCUUAUUAUUGCAUUAAAGACGGUGCAUGGGUCUUAUCACGUGAAUAUCGGAGUGCUCUUCCAAAUGCUUGUUAAAUAACUAAUUGCGCUCCACAGCACGGCGCAGAUAGGAUUUUUAUUCCCGUUUCAUUCAGGGAACUCAAUCUGGAGCCCGCCGGUAUCCGUGUCAGUCCAAUCUGCAGGUAGAAGGGGAAGUCCGGCAGGCUUAUGAAUUUCAACCGGCAGGAAAUAUGAUUUUUGGAUGGAUACAUUAAAUUAUUGUGUGCCAGACUGUGGGGUUGGAAAACCCUUAGAUUGGCUUCAGCUCUCUGUAGUGAAUUCAGCCACCUCGAACUUCAUUAUGAGAUCUUCUUUGCGUACUUUAUUGUGACGGGUUCGUGCUCUCUGACACUUUCCAAUAAAAAAAAAAUGUGAUUUCCUUUUUCCAGUCACCCGUGUCUCUGUCUUAUUCAACUCACACUUUCUAUUUGGUCAAUGGAACCUAUUUCCUUAUAAUUCCAGUACUUUUGAAAUAAUAAAAACUG